Messenger RNA from Lymnaea stagnalis (great pond snail), 5003 nucleotides. The record is from the annotation of a GenBank genome assembly. Lineage: Eukaryota; Metazoa; Mollusca; Gastropoda; Lymnaeidae.
AAAGUAAUAUCAACGAAUUCUUUUAAUGACAAUGACACUGUGGCAUCUAGGUUGUGUUCUUGUCAUCAGUUCAAUUUACGACAACGCAUGCGCAACUGGAAAGUUGCGUUCCGCCGUCGCCGGAGUGACGUCAUGCAACAGCAACACAGAUUUCUGGAAAUAUGAAGAGCUGUCAGAACCAGAGGGUGUCCACAGAGUUUUGAAGUGUGCCAUGGCGUGUCAGAAAUAUGACAGUUGUGUGUUGGCUGUGUUCAUCACCAGAGACGCGACAACAAGAUGUUUGCUGUUUAAACAACGAACUGAUGCCGCAGGUAAGCUGGGUUUGAACUAUGACCAGUGGCUAUCAACACGGUCGUAUCACUGUAGCGAAAAGUUAUUAAGGUUUUGUAUACAAAGUUUGUCAUCAGUCAUCAAGUGCCAACUUGUCAAGCACUCUCACACCCUGGUCAGCAGCUAUCUACUAUAUCAAGUGCAGUGUGAAGAAAUGUAUGUAGGUAUGUUUUUAAUUGUAUUUAACUAAACCUAUAAGCAUCAUUAAAAAAAAACAAUGGACCGUAACCUAAUUGACAUGGUUAAUAUGGUUACCGGAAAUUUGUUUGAAAGAAAAUUCGUCGAAGGAAAAUAAAUAGACGGAAAUUUGAUAGGAUGGAAAUUCGGUCAGUAAAACAAAAUAAUUGGUUCAAACAGAAAUAUGACGCAAAAUUUUCACGUGUGAACUGAAAAAAAGAUUUGACCAACUUUCCGUUUGAUCAAAUUUCCGUUGAUCAAUUUUCCGUCGACGACAUUUCUUUUAACAAAUUUCCGGAUACGGUUUUGUUUUACCUGCUGGUCCAAACAAGGAGGUGUUCCUGGACGACUCGUUCAAACUCAAUUGGCAACACAAAUUGUAAAUGAAGAAUUAUAAAUGUAGAAAGUUAACAAUAUUUUUUUCGAAUAAUCUAAAAUGGGCACCCCAUAUAAACAAAAUUUAAAAAAAAAGCCAACUCCACACUUGGUUUCAUUCGAAGAAAUCUGCGCCACUGCCCAACUUCCUGCAAAAUAAAUGCCUAUCUCGCACUCGUCCGUCCGCUACUAGAAUAUGGUGGGAUCAUCUGGGACCCAUAACUAAAGCAAGACGUGGACAAAAUGGAGCGAAUACAACGCAACGCAGUGCGCUUCAUCACAAGUUACUACAAUCGACCACUCCUGGCUUCGUCACUGAGCUCUUAAAAAGAUUUGACAUCCCCUCCCUCAAAGACAAUAAUUGCUUGGAACCAACUGGACAAUGCCGCCGUGGACUCGACAUCAAUCGAGAGUUUCAAGGCUGCCCUGGCACCCGCUAGGAGCCAUUAGGACGGCCGCAUCGUUUCCUAAACCGUUGCACGUAUGCCAGUACAUGGUUGCAGCAACGUAGUCUAUCAGAAUCAGAAAUAAAUUAUUUUCCAAUGGCUUUGCGCUCUGGCAAGGCUUUAUCACGGCCCUUCAAGAUACGUUAUUUUUGGUGUGAGCAUUUUAAAUAGACUUUAUGCAGAACGGUGCGCUUUCAACGAAGUGUUUCCUGUGCGCUUUCAAAGAAGUGUUUCCUGUGCGCUUUCAAAGAAGUGUUUCCUGUGCGCUUUCAAAGAAGUGUUUCCUGUGCGCUUUCAAAGAAGUGCUUUCAAAGAAGUGUUUCCUGUGCGCUUUCAAAGAAGUGUUUCCUGUGCGCUUUCAAAGAAGUGUUUUCUGUGCGCUUUCAAAGAAGUGUUUCCUGUGCGCUUUCAAAGAAGUGUUUCCUGUGCGCUUUCAAAGAUAUGUUUUCUGUGUGCUUUCAAAGAAGCGCUUUCAAAGAAGUGUUUUCUGUGCGCUUUCAAAGAAGUGUUUUCUGUGCGCUUUCAAAGAAGUGUUUCCUGUGCGCUUUCAAAGAAGUGUUUCCUGUGCGCUUUCAAAUUUGCACUGAAAGAACGUUUGUUAAAAUUAUUUUUCGCACAAUUUUCUAUAAAUAAAAGGAAAUACAUGUAGAAUGUUGCUUUUUUUCGAAAAUACAUUUCAUGAUCAUGGGGAAAAAAAUGAAUGGUUGGACUUUUGGUAAGAACACCUUUAAAGUACAGGGCGUGAGAAAAGUGAGCCAAACGGAUCGUACACAUAGUGAAAGCGGCAGGGGCUUCAUUUUGUUACAUAGUGUUAUAUGGGGGCCGGGGGGGGGGCUAGAGAGCAAUUUAAAAGACAUUUCUUUUUUAAAGAAUAUUUUUUAAAUUAGUUCUGCUUUUUAUGUCCAAAUUACGAAAUUGGCUUAAAUUAUUUUUUAAAAACCAAAAUAUAAUUUUUUGCUAACAAAAAUUAGUAAAUUUUUUGUACAAAACAAUUAAAGCUUUUUGCUGGAAGUUUGCUGGUUCCUGCCUGUGUUUGGAAUGUAUUCGGUUUUAAAUGAGGAUGGGCUUUGUGGUUGCUAGAUAUGUUUUAUAAUAUCAUCUGAAAGGAGGUGGGGUAAAUGGAAAUGUUAUAUGACGUUAUAAGGGUUUGGGGUGGUAACAAUAUCACCCUGGGUGCAUGGGACUCGUUAACCUUGGACGGCAACUCAUUUAAGAGAAGUAAACUCUGGAUUAAAAAAAAAGGAAUCAGAAUGAUCACUAAUUUAUCGUGGGCCGUCAAAUAUAAGGGGGGGGGGGUGUGCGGAAUUAUAUAAGGCAUCCUUCCGUGAUGGAGUUGUUAUGUACACUUAAAAAAAAAAUGUCUGACUAGGCCGAUCCUGGAAUGGCAAUGUCGGCUGCAUUUCUCACAGGACAAUCUUGACUUACGGUUAGAUUUGGCCUUCCGUAUUGUUCUUUUGGUUACAAGAAAUUCGUUUGACGCAUCGUCUUCCUUUUUGACCCCUUCAGACGCUGCUGUUCGCAGACUUUCUUCUGAGUGCAAUGUUAAGACGGCAUCGUCAGUGAACAUCAGUUCACGAAUUAGUUCCUUUUAAACCUUGGUCUGUGCACGCAAGGUGGCGAUAUUGAACAGCCUACCAUCAACAUAAAAGAUUGGGGGGGGGGGGGGGGGGAGGGGGGGGGGGAUUGCAAAUUUAAUUAAUGUUUAUUAACAAGAGUUUACAAUCAGGCUUGCCAGAGUUUUAAGGGCUGAUACCGAUCCUAUGGUUGUAAACGGAACAAGUGGAGUACCUAUGAGGGGGUGAAAGGUUUGAUAGCCCCGAGGGGCACUUUUCAAAAUGCUAAUCACCAACAAUUUAUUAAAUAGGUGUAUGUAUAGGGCGCAAUUUCAGGAUUUCGAACCGGGCGAGAUUUAGUCAAGGUAAGUCACGUGGUGUGAUCAAUUUGGUGAGUUGAGGCUGAGCGAGAUUUAGUCAAGGUAAGUCACGUGGUAUGUUUGGUGUAAUGAGUUGAGGCUGAGCGAGAUUUAGUCAAGGUAAGUCACGUGGUGUGAUCAAUUUGGUGAGUUGGGGCUGGACGAGAUUUAGUAAGGGUAAGUCACGUGGUAUGUUUAUUUUGGUGACUUCAAGCUGGGCGAGAUUUAGUCAAGGUAAGUCACGUGGUAUGUUUGGUUUAAUGAGUUGAGGCUGAGCGAGAUUUAGUCAAGGUAAGUCACGUGGUAUGUUUAGUUUGUUGCUAAUAUUGUCAAUAAGGCUUUAUUCUAUACUCACAGAAUAGUGCAGUUUAACAAUAAUAAUAGAAGAUAUGAAAUAAUUUGGUUUGAACAAAAGAUGCUCGCUGUUUAAGCAAACCUAUUUUUUAACUAUACUGAAAUAUAUGUUGUUAAUUUGAAAAAAUUACAUGUGUGCUAUAACUAUAAGGUUACAUGCUGGGAGACUGAUUAUUAAACUUUUUUUUUUUUACUGUAAUUGCUUGUUGCGUUAUCAGAAGUAACUAAAAUGAUAAAGUGCCGUUACUUACAGUUAUCAGAAGUAACUAAAAUGAGAUUGUGCACUGACUUACAGUUAUCAGAAGUAAAUAAAAUGAGGUUGUGCACUGACUAACAGUUAUCAGAAGUAAAUGAAAUGAGAUUGUGCUCUGACUGACAGUUAUUAGAAGUAAACAAAAUGAGAUUGUGCCCUGACUUACAGUUAUGAGAAGUAAAUAAAAUGAGGUUGUGCACUGACUUACAGUUAUCAGAAGUAAAUAAAAUGAGAUUGUGCUCUGACUGACAGUUAUUAGAAGUAAGUAAAAUGAGAUUGUGCACUGACUUACAGUUAUCAGAAGUAAAUAAAAUGAUAUAGUGCCCUGACUUACAGUUAAGAGGAGUAAAUAAAAUGAGAUUGGGCUCUGACUUACAGUUAUCAGAAGUAAAUAAAAUGAGAUUGGGCUCUGACUUACAGUUAUCAGAAGUAAAUAAAAUGAGAUUGUGCCCUGACUUACAGUUAUCAGAAGUAAAUAAAAUGAUACAGUGCUCUUACAUGCAGUGAUCAGAAAUAACUAAAAUGAGAUAGUGCCCUGACUUACAGUUUCAGAAAUUAAGAAAAUAUUUAACAGUGAAUUCAUUUUCUCACCAGCCUCACCUCCACCAAGUUCUACGACUACGAAGUCACCAAAAAGGAAUUCUAACUUCUUUGAAUGGUUCAUGUCGUAUGCGGCUAAUGCUACGUGGACCAUAUCCAACGGGACGAUUUCUUCCUGGGCCAACACCAUGCUGUUAAACGGUACACAGUGGUCUGGGACAGGUCAGGACUAUCAAGGGCAGACAAAUAACAACCAAGGAAUACAAGAGCCCACAACGCCAAGCAUUGAAGACUACCGAAGUAGUCAACGUUGUAAAGUUAUCAAAUUUAGAAUCUAGACAUAACUUCGAAUUUACUGUUAUUUACAUCUGAAUUUAAAAACACAAAACAUUAAGUCUUAUUAACAAAGGUUUCUUUCGAAAAUGAACAACAAAUCUUAAUUCACAUAAUUCAAUAAAAUAAAUAAAACUCUUCUAGGUAAAUAUAUAUCUUUGGUUGUAAGUUACUCAAUUUUUAUAAAAUUUACUGGAAUAUACAAAAUGUUAACAAUGUUAAUCUUAAUAAUAAUUUCUGCCAUCACGACAACUUUUGUCACAAAUAACUACUAAUAAAAUCG